GUAACAGAAGAGUUGGUGAAUAUUUGGUGAUGUGUUGGUGUUUUUGUUGAGGCUCAGAGAAGACUCAGACAUGAAGAACAGAGUUGGUGCCUGUAUAGACGGUCGGCUCAAACAAAGAGUAGAGCAGUAUCUGGCAACCAGCAGCAGUGAAUAUGUGGACCUGUCAGCCAUGGCCCUGGAACUCCAAAAACUACACAGAAUGGAGUAUGGCAGAAGAAACAAGACAGCUUUUAGGAUUCAAGUAGAUAAAGUGUAUCAAGCGAUCAUGAAUGAGUCGGGGUUGAAUGAUCUGGAGAGCAAACACCUAGCUAAGAAAGCAAAGCACAACCACACUGACACUGGUGAGGGCAGCAGCAGCAGCUCAGAGGAGUCCUCUGACAGUGAUGAUGACAUUCUGGAGAACACGCCCACCAACCACAUGAACAGCUCUCUAACAUCUCUGUACCGGAAGGGGAACCCUGACUCUGCCACCUCGUCACCCAGGAGAGAUCAGCCUGCUGCUGCUGCUGCUGCUGCUACUAACCCUCCUCCCAAUGCAGCCACGCUGGUCUCAUCAGGAGGCUGGUUCAUUGAUAAAGGCAGAGGCCCUGAGAAGAACAUCUUCAUCGACCUGUGUGAAGAGGAGCCAGCUAAUACAACAACAAAUCAGCAGAGAGAUGUUCCCACGCUGGAGUCUGACAAACGUCACAAAAAGUCAAAAAAGAGGACGAAGAGCUCCACUGAAACUACUGAGUCUCAAACUCUGAACAAGAAAGCAAAAUCAAAGUUACCGGAGCUGCAGAACCCCACACUGAAGUUUGAAGAUGUAGGUGGUAAUGAAGAGACGUUAAAGGAAGUGUGUAAGCUGAUGAUACACAUGCGCCAUCCAGAGGUGUACCAGCAGCUGGGAAUGGUUCCUCCAAAGGGUUUUCUCCUUCAUGGACCUCCUGGCUGUGGAAAGACCCUGCUGGCCCAGGCUGUAGCUGGGGAGCUGGGGCUGCCCAUGUUGAAGGUGUCUUCUCCAGAGCUGGUGUCUGGAGUGUCUGGAGAGUCUGAACAGAAGCUCAGGGAGCUGUUUGAGAUGGCUGUGAGCUCUGCUCCAUGUAUCCUGUUCAUAGAUGAGAUCGAUGCCAUCACCCCUAAGAGAGAGACGGCUUCUAAAGACAUGGAGAGGAGGAUUGUAGCCCAGCUGCUCACCUGCAUGGAUGAUUUGACCAGCCCCACAAUGACAGCUCAGGUUCUGGUCAUCGGUGCCACCAACAGACCAGACUCUCUGGACCCUGCACUCCGCAGAGCCGGACGCUUCGACAGAGAGAUCUGCCUGGGCAUCCCUGAUGAAGCAGCUCGUCUCAGGAUCUUGAAGACAUUGUGUCGGAAGCUGAAGCUGCCGGAAGACUUCGACUACCAGCAACUGGCUCGGCUCACUCCAGGCUACGUGGGAGCUGACCUCAUGGCUCUGUGCCGUGAAGCUGCCAUGUGCGCAGUUAACAGAGUUCUUUUAGAAAUGAGAGGACAGCAGCAGAGCCAAAGCCAGAGCUCUACUACAGAGAUGUUACCAAGCAGUGAUCAGACUGACACCACCAUGACAGAGGGAGAGGUCAGUGAUCAGAACUGUGCAGCAGGAUCCUGUGAUGGUCCUCCGUCAGUGAUCAGCACAUUACCUAAGGAAGAGUCAGCGCAGAGUCAGCAGCAGCAGGGGGAGCUAUGGCACCUUCUGCAGCUGCUGAAGAACACUGAGAGUCUGUCAGAGGAAGAGCUGGCCAGCCUGUCUAUCCUCAUGUCAGACUUUCAGGCUUCUCUCUCCAGCGUUCAGCCCUCAGCUAAGAGAGAAGGCUUUGCCACCGUACCUGAUGUAACGUGGGAGGAUGUGGGAGCUCUGCAGGACAUCAGAGAGGAGCUCACCAUGGCAAUACUGGCUCCAGUGCGUUCUCCAGAACAGUUCAAAGCUCUGGGGCUCAGUGCUCCGUCUGGAGUUCUCCUAGCUGGACCUCCAGGAUGUGGAAAAACCCUGCUGGCUAAGGCAGUGGCCAAUGAGUCAGGACUCAACUUCAUCUCUGUCAAGGGUCCAGAGCUGCUCAACAUGUAUGUGGGAGAGAGUGAGCGGGCUGUCAGACAGGUCUUUCAAAGAGGACGUAACUCGGCUCCAUGUGUCAUCUUCUUUGAUGAGAUCGAUGCUCUGUGUCCUCGCCGCUCAGGCCAUGAGUCAGGAGCAAGUGUGCGGGUGGUCAACCAGCUGCUCACAGAGAUGGAUGGUUUAGAGACUCGACAGCAGGUCUUCAUCAUGGCUGCAACCAACAGACCAGAUAUUAUCGACCCUGCUAUACUGAGACCAGGUCGACUAGAUAAAACCUUGUAUGUGGGUCUGCCUCCUCCAGCAGACCGCCAUGCCAUCCUGCUCACCAUUACUAAGGGGGGAACUAAACCUCAGCUGGAGCAGGAUGUCAGUCUGGAAGAGAUCGCCCAUGAUGAGCGCUGUGACUGCUUCACUGGAGCUGACCUUACUGCAUUAGUGAGGGAAGCAUCUGUUAAUGCCCUGAGAGCCUACAUGAAGUCCCAGCAUCCCACAGAUGCUUCUGUCUCUUCAGGUCACACAUACUCCUGUGGAUCUGUCGCUGACAUCAGAGUGAGCAAACAGAACUUUGAGGAUGCCUUCAAGAAAGUCUGUCCAUCUGUGUCCAAAAAGGACCAGAUGUCAUACAAGAAGCUCAGAGAAUCCCUGAGCAGAUGAGAGCAGAACGGAAGCACAGGACUCACCAGCAACAGCUCAACCUCUCCACUCACUUCACUCUCCACAUUUAUAAUAGUCAAAAUCACAUGUUGAAUCAUUCUACUCAUUCCUGUUUUUAUAAUAUUAAAAAGUAUUUGUUGA
Molecule: messenger RNA, 2848 nt
Organism: Scomber japonicus (chub mackerel)
Lineage: Eukaryota; Metazoa; Chordata; Actinopteri; Scombriformes; Scombridae
Gene: nvl
Product: nuclear VCP like
Exons: 24
Coding region: 71-2707 (878 amino acids)
Biological process (GO): ribosome biogenesis
Cellular component (GO): nucleus
Molecular function (GO): preribosome binding; RNA binding; ATP hydrolysis activity
Source: RefSeq, a predicted model, not a curated record